AUGUGUUUACUUGGAGUCUACCUGGCAGCGUGGUUUAUAGCCCAUUGCUUCCCGGCAGCUACGGGAAUAUCUUCCGGGUGUCCCGUGUCCGAGCAGAUCGACCUCACCGAUGGCAUUGUGGAUCGCAAAGGUGUUAUUCGGUACGCGGGAAACAUCUAUCCGCCGGAGGAGUACCUAAUGGAGCCACCCACAAGUGCAGGGAGCAGUGGACGGUACUACAGCUGCGUUUGCAGCCGCCGGAAGUGUGUAUACGUGUGCUGUUACUUCGUCAAUCGCACCAACUGCGAGGGAUCAUCGCCGUUCCGACUGAAUCGAACCGUUGCUGGCAUCGCGCGCGUGAGCUGGGCGCUGGAAAAUCUGCAGGAGGUCGAGCUGCGGAACAGUACCGACUACUGGCUGAUCUAUGCCGAUCCACCUGCCUGGGCCAACCCACUCGGCCAUGUGCUCCGGAUCGAUGGCCAUGAGGGGGAGUUGAUUGCGGACGGUAGUUUUGCGUACGGUGAGAAGGUUUACGCCUCCAGGACGUACUGCAUCAAUCCGACCGACGACGACGAUUCGAUGGUCCACGUGUGGAUCAAGGAGACGGAAGAACAUCUGGAAAUGCACCACUGGCACUCGUUGGGUAUGAUCGUUUCGUUGCCAUUUCUGAUCGCCACGUUGAUCGUGUACGCACUGAUUCCGGAGCUAAGGAACAUCCCCGGGAAGUCGCUGAUGUGCUACGUGUUUUCACUAACUGCCAGCUACGUGACGAUGAUCCUGAUAAAGCGCAGCGUGGUGACGCUUUCGUCCGCGUGGUGCAGCGCGCUCGGCUACCUUUGCUACCUGUCGCUGAUGUCCAGCUUCUUCUGGCUCAAUCUGAUGGCGUUCGAUAUCUACUGGACGUUUGGGGGGCAUCGCCGAAGGACGACCGAUCCUGGUCUGUUUCGGCUGUACUGUGGCUAUGCGUACGGGUUUUCGGUGCUCUUUCUACUGAUCGCCCUGCUGGCGGACUAUACUGAUCUAAUGGACGUGAAGAUUAGACCUGGGUUCGGAGAUGGACAGUGUUUGUUCAAGAGUGAGUACGAAGUUGCAUAAAAUUGAGGGCGGAAGCGAACUGAUGUUUGGUUACUUUUAGGCGAGCAGCUCAUUUCCUUCGUGUAUCUGUACCUACCGUUGGUGGUUCUGGUCAGUGUCAAUAUGUUUUUCUUCAUCAGUACGGCGGUUAAGAUCGCCAUCAUCGAGCGUGCGACGGCUACGGCCCUUCAGGGCGAAUCUGGACGCCACGGAGCGUACGCGAACGAACGUAACCGCUUUGGCCUGUACGUAAGGCUUUUCGUGGUCAUGGGAAUUACCUGGACGUUCGAGUUCGUCACCUGGGUGAUCGGCGAGCGAAACUGGAUGGUGCACAUGGCGGACAUCUGCAACUGUGUCAGUGGUGUGUUCAUCUUUUUCCUGUUCGUAUGGAAACGCAAAGUGUGGCUACUGCUGCAGCAGAGGUUAAGUACCCAACCAUGUGUCGGCAAGAGCCAUCAUUACUAA
Molecule: messenger RNA, 1518 nt
Organism: Anopheles coustani
Lineage: Eukaryota; Metazoa; Arthropoda; Insecta; Diptera; Culicidae
Product: G-protein coupled receptor Mth2-like
Exons: 4
Biological process (GO): cell surface receptor signaling pathway
Cellular component (GO): membrane
Molecular function (GO): G protein-coupled receptor activity
Source: RefSeq, a predicted model, not a curated record